CAAAUGCAUUGGGCAUGCGCACAUCCUGAGCGGGCGGUAAACUUUACUCUUCAAGAAAGUCACGAACAUUCAGACCUUCGCAGCAACUUUGAGGUUAACUUUACCAACUCCAUUCUCAAGAUUGAGCACUAGCCCCUACAGCUGCAAUGGAACAUCUUUUGUGUUGGCUGAGAAUCAGACCCAGGUGUCCUGCAUGGCAGGAAAAUUCUACCACUGUACUAGUAAUGCGCCCAUAACAAGCCCAAGGCUGUACAUUUCCAAGCAGGUCUUCUUUCAGACCUGACGUUCAUUAAAUAAAUGGCUAGAAAGGACCUGUAAUAAACCAGCAACCUCAGGAAACCAUUUACCACCUGCUUCAACCGCCUGUGUGAUCUUCUUGAGCUCUUCGCUUAAGGUUGGUGCAUGCAGUGUAGUCUUUUCUAUCCUUUAUGAUUGUUGCUUGUCAGGAAUGUACAUGUCGAACGUAAUGUUAGUAUGACAGUGUCUUCCAAAUGCACUUCCAAAUGUCUUUUAUGUCAGACUGUGCUUGUGUUUGAUCAUGCGAUCAGUUGGGUCAUGUUUUGACAUGUUGACACGCAUAUCAAAGAAUUCAAGUGAUUGAAAUCCAUCAUGGCUGGACGAAAGAGGGAAUUUGUGGACUGCUCAUUUUUCAAAGUGAACUUGAGGUAAAUUGUAAUUAUAAAAUUCAGGGGAAACCUACCAAGGUAUUGUACUAACUUCUGUUUUUCUAUCUCUCACACAGAGUACGUCAUUAAUUGCAUUUAAACCAAUUCUUAAUUAGACGACUGUUGUAGGAGCAGCCACACAGCGGGAUUGUGACGCAUCAUUUCUGACACUGUCAGAAGUUCGUUGGAGGCUAAAAUUCAUCACAAGGGCAAUUAAUUGUUCGCCGGUUAAAGGAGAAGUUCACCUGCAGAAUAAAAAUAUCCUGGUAAUUUACUCUGGUGGACAGCACCAUUAAAGUCUAUUAUAUGGAGUAAAUUGGUGGUAUGUGGAAAAGUGGAGUUGCACUGACUUGCAUGCGCUUUAGAUCAAAAUACCUCCUGAACAAACAAAUACUGUAAAUGUAAUAUUACAGUAGCCAGCUGUUCCUGGAAUGCCUGGAUCAUCAACAAAUGAUCAUCAGCUUUCAUACGAGUUAGCGUUUAUUUAAUGAACGAGACAAUUAUGUGCACGCCUGUAGCGUGUUCUCAUAAUCCGAGGGAGCAAUGGAAGAAUUACUGUGUUUACCACACAUAAAUAAACAAUGACAUAAUUACAUAACGAUGCCAGGAAGAUGCGUCGAGGGCGGUUUUGAGAGACAGAGAAAGAGCGAAGCGGAAAAAUCCUUUUGCUUGCACUCAGCAGGUGUCCCUUUCGAUUAACUGACGCUUAGAAUGCAUCCUGUCAUAUUUACUGGACCAUCACGCAGACGGAGAAAACAGACUAUCUCUUCUUCGUCUUCCUUCUUGCCUUGUGCCUUAUCUAACCACCACGUCUAAACCCUGCCAUCGAGUCCUACUGCUCAACAAGUGGAAAAUCAAAUCAUAUUUCAAAAGAGCGCACAAUAAAACACACUUAAAGGACUUGGCGUUGGGUUUCCCCAAAUACCCUUCUAUCUCUCUUAUUCUCUCUCGCUCUCCCACUGUUUCUUCAUUUGCAGAAAGCCUCCUCCCACUUGUCCUUUUUGAGUCAUACAAAGAAACCCACUAGAAGGGCAUUCUCUCUCUGUCUCUCUCAAUCCUACUUCCUUUCUCCACGCCCAAACACUUCUCUCUACUCACCUGCUGAAACAGUCAGUGCUCCCUCUCUCUCUCUCUUUCCUUCAAGCAAGAAAGGCAUACACACACACGCUCAUCUGAGAUCCCUGGUGGUCUCAUUUCCCCUCUCAUCUCCGUGAGCACCUGACGUUGAGGGAGCUCGUUCCCUCUCACUUCCAGAGGUCAAUAUUCCGGCUUGCGGCGAGAGCUCCGCGCUGGCGGCCCAGCCGCUUUCCCGCUUCAGCCUGGGACGGAAGACCCUGCUAGGGGCUGGCGUGGCCGUCAUGCUGCUCUUGGUGCUGGUGGUCCUCAUUCCUGUUCUGGUUCAUCUGGCAGGCAGCACUGAAAACGGAGGUCAGUACGAGAUGCUGGGCACUUGCCGAAUGGUCUGCGACCCAUUCCUGGAAAAAACUGGCACUACGGCCGGUAUUGGCACAGGCACUGCUAUCACCAAUACUCAGUUGGAAGCUGAAGCGCUGACUGAUCAUAGCAUGGGACCUCCGUUGCCAACCUACGCCCAUGGACCGCAGGGCAAACCCGGCCGGCAAGGAAAACCAGGGCUACCAGGACCUCCGGGACCUCCAGGACCCCCUGGACCACCUGGAGAGCCAGGUCCUCCAGGACCAAUAGGGCCACCGGGAAAUAAAAACCACACAGAACGACCGGAGAUCUUUGCUCUGGGUGGAAGGACGGCUACCGGAAUGGGGACGGCCGUCUAUACCAUGGGACCCCGCGUGGCCUUUUACGCAGGUCUGCGAAACCCACAGGAGGGCUAUGAGGUUCUGAGGUUUGACGAUAUAGUUACGAACAUUGGAAAUAACUACGAUGGAGCGACUGGGAAAUUUGUGUGCAAGGUUCCAGGGACGUACUUCUUCACGUACAACGUCCUCAUGAGAGGAGGGGAUGGAACAAGUAUGUGGGCGGAUCUCCUGAAAAACGGACAGGUGAGAGCCAGUGCCAUCGCUCAGGAUCAGGAUCAGAGUUACGACUAUGCCUCAAACACCGUCAUCCUGCAUCUCGACCCCGGGGACGAGAUCUUCAUCAAGCUAGACGGCGGGAAAGCGCAUGGCGGGAACAGCAACAAGUACAGCACUUUCGCUGGCUUCAUUCUGUACAGUGACUAGGGGUCAAAAGGUCAUCAAGUUCUAGCUCAGUCUGUAGGGUGUUUUCACCUGAAAUUCAACAGCUAUACACUCAUAACUGAGUCACAAAACAUUGGAUAAUUUGUUUAAAGGGUCAAAUGAUUCAUUAUGCUCCUUGAAGGGAAAGGCCCUGUAUGUUUUGUUUGUAGUAGACACAUGGUUUUAAAGCCUGGAUCCAACAAGAACACAACUGGAAGUGGUUUACCUUUCAACAGACACACAUCAACCAGAACGAGAGAGCCAGGCUUCAGGGUUUCAAGCCCAGUCAAGUGAGUGUUGAUAUUUCAUUAUGACAUUGUCUUUGUACUGUAUGUAUGAUCAAUCUGUGAAUCUGCGCUGAUGUUAAUCAAUGUCUCUGACAUAAUGUGAAGUGAAUGACCUUCAAUGAAACCCUAAAUCUUAAUGAGUGUAUGCACCUGGUUUUGACUGCUGUAAAUUACACCUCGUCCCUGAGAGUCUGUUGUAAAUCAUAGUAGUGCAUCUGUUUGUGAUUGCUGUGUGGAUGUGGAAGUGCUAACACAAAUAAAGCUAAGCUUUUAUUUCAGCGUAUAGCUAAAGCUAAACCCGUUCAUUGCUGUUUUUACCAAUGAAUUAUGAAGUAUGUGGCUGAUAUUACCAUUAAAAUUAAUCUUAGCCCACUAAGUUACCACUUAAUGAUGGACGGAGAUCUAUAAUGCAUUGUAACUGUAACAGUGAUGCUGGUUUAUGAUGAUGACGACCACUAUCUGAAAUGAUGUCCUGUAUAUAUCACACUAGUCAUGACCUGUAAAAUGUAUCUAGGUAUCUAAAUGUAACAGCUUAUAGAUUUUUGCUUUUGCUAAUA
Molecule: messenger RNA, 3704 nt
Organism: Labeo rohita (rohu)
Lineage: Eukaryota; Metazoa; Chordata; Actinopteri; Cypriniformes; Cyprinidae
Product: C1q-related factor-like
Exons: 5
Coding region: 2024-2863 (279 amino acids)
Molecular function (GO): protein binding
Source: RefSeq, a predicted model, not a curated record